AUCGCCAGUUUAAAAUAUGCCACUCACUGGAGGUACUGAGACGAAAUAUGUAGACGAUCGCUCAACAUCACCUGGACGACAGCAACAAUUGAAAAUUCCGCGCGACUACCCGAAUGCCAAUCCAUACGAUACAAAACCCGGAGAAAAACCAUACAAACUGGAAAUUCUGUGGCGUUACGUAUUUUUAUUUGCAUAUUUACAUAUCGCUUGUGUGAUUGCACUCUUCUUGCCCAUUACUGGUUGGCAGUUCUUCAUCGGGUUUUUGUACGGUUUCAUUAGCUCGUUUGGCACUACCGCUGGAGCACAUCGUUACUGGGCACAUAAAUGCUACAAAGCGACACGUCCAUUGUAUUUUAUACUUUUGUUUUUGCAAACUGUAUUUGUACAGGAUUGUGUUAUCCGCUGGGUGAGAAAUCAUCGGAUACAUCAUAAGUACCCGGACACCAAUGCUGAUCCACAUAAUGCGAGCCGUGGAUUUUUCUUUUCUCACAUUGGCUGGUUGAUGUGUAAGAGGCAUCCGGAUGUCAUAAAGUAUGGAAGACGAGUCGACAUUUCAGAUUUGACGUCGGAUCCAGUGUUAAGAUUUCAGAAAAAGUACUAUUUUCCAUUGGCUCUUUUCGGUGUAUUUCUCCUGCCAAUGUUUCUGGCUACGUACUUUCUCGAAAUGACCUUCUGGACCGCAUAUCACUGGAAUAUUUUCCGUUACAUGUUCGCAUUAAAUCUGACCUUUUGCGUCAAUAGUGUCAGUCACAUUUGGGGUAGUAAACCAUUCGAAAAAGAUAUUACAUCUACUGACACUUAUGCCAUCGGAUUCCUGACAAUCGGUGAGGGCUGGCAUAACUAUCAUCACGUCUAUCCAUUCGACUAUAAAUGUUCGGAAUUAUCACGUUAUUGGUGCAAUCCAACUAUUUUUUUUAUUGACUUCUUUGCAUGGUUAGGAUGGGCAUACGAUUUGAAGACAGUGCCUGAUGAAAUGGUUCGACGACGCGUUUUACGAACCGGAGACGGUAGUAACCGGCACUCAAAAGAAAUAAAGAUGAAACACAAAACGUCAAAACAAUUGGUUGAAACCUGCACGGAAAAGUACAACGACGAAGAGGAAGAACGUCGUGAUCGUUACUGGGGAUGGGGCGAUGAUGAUAUGCUGCAAGAGGACAUCAAUGAUACUAAGAUAAUUAAACCGAAAAACAAAUAGUCAACUCAACAUAAACCAAAUAACGAUAAAUACAAUUUGGCAACGAUGAUCAGGCCUAUUUUCCCUUCAAGUCAAAAUUUAUUAGUGCGAUAACGAUCAUUUAUUUACACAUUGAAUGAAUACGUGGAUGGACAGCCUUUGGCUAACUUUCUCAAACGCUUGUUCUCUGUUGCCAUACGCUCGAUUGCUUAGAGUAUUAACUAGCAAGAUGAAAAUUCUAAGUGCUUGCACAGCUGUUCACCAAUUUGUACAAAUAAAA
Bradysia coprophila is the source of this 1454-nucleotide messenger RNA. Its product is annotated as acyl-CoA Delta(11) desaturase-like. The record is from RefSeq and is a predicted model, not a curated record. Gene Ontology annotation, biological process: unsaturated fatty acid biosynthetic process. NCBI's taxonomy places the organism in Eukaryota, Metazoa, Arthropoda, Insecta, Diptera, Sciaridae. Gene Ontology annotation, cellular component: endoplasmic reticulum membrane. Gene Ontology annotation, molecular function: stearoyl-CoA 9-desaturase activity; iron ion binding.